CCAGUCAACAGCAUUGGCUACUGAAGCUAAAAAGAAGAGGACUAGCGGUCUGCACAAUGACAAUUAGCACACCUCAAGUAUAGGUUUUAGGCACAGAAGACAGUCGUUUGUUCUUUUAUAAUUUAGACAGGCCCUCAGCCAACAAAAAGCUUGUCUUCGGUGUAUUGUGUAGCCGUGAGAGAUUAGAAAAAACCCCAAAGAGCGAGGAUGUUGGUCCCCGCGGGAAGAUAAUGAAGAGGCUGCGCGUUUUGUUGGUGUGCCUCAUUGUAGCUCUCCUGUGCUGGUACCCCAGUCAAUAUGUGUAUUGUUCAGAGCAGAGCUUGUCUGGCCAAGGUCAGUCUGCCGGGGACCAAAACCCUGACGGCCAAAAGGAGGAGCAGGACUCCACGCAACACAAGGUGUUGGAAGAAUGGACGACACACACAUCAUACGAUAUGGGACUGGAGACAGAGAGAGAAGCACUAGAGAAGCUGGCAACACACAACAUACACCAAGAACAGACUGUGAAUCUACGGGAAGCUGAGGAGAAGGAGACCAAGCCUGAUGCAGAGUCAGACACUCUACCUAUUGCUCCUGAGCCAGACCCCACCCAGACCCCCCAGGCUGAUUUGGACCUGCAGACUGACACCCAGGAUCAUGACCAGGAAGUCCCUGUGUCAUCCACUCCAGAACCAGUUCCAGCACAGGGCCAAGUGUCCACAGAUGCCCCAACCCCAGCAGAGAUCUUCAGUGAUGCCCCUGCUGCACAACCCAGCCUGGACUCAAAUCCAGCCACAUCCCCAGAUGAAGCUGAAAACAAACCUACCUCACAGAGUGCCGGCCAGACCCACACAGGUGCAGUGCGGGUUGCCAGUGCAGGAGAUGAACUCCCAGUAGACAACUUUGUCUUUGCUGAGCACUCUGAUUCACAGUGUGUUGUCAUUCCCCCCGAACUGGCAACCUGUGAAAACUCUCCUUUUGGCAGCCCUCUCUUCAGUGUGGAUGAGGCUGGCAUAGAGGACCAGCAGUCAGCCCAGAGCCACAGCUCUGGUCCUGAAGCAGAGGUCCAGACUACUCCAGGCCAAGUGGACCAGGAACAACAGCAGCAGCAGCAGCAGGAGCUGGAGGAUGGGCUGUCUGAUUUGGACCUGGAGGGAAACACUUCCCAACACCACCAAGAACAGAAGGCAGGAGAUGCCAGUACUGCCAGGGAGACUGAUCCAUCAGUGCCCAGCAAAGAAGACAUCCCCACCUUCGACGAGUGGAAGAAACAAGUCAUGGAGGUGGAGAAAGAGAAAAGUCAGUCUCUCCAUACCUCAACCAGCGGCAGCCCCCAUCCAGUGAAGAAGGUCCAGAAAAACUUCAAGAAUAACUAUGCCUCUGUGGAGUGUGGUGCCAAGAUUCUCUCUGCCAACAAUGAGGCCAAGAGCACUUCAGCUAUUCUAAGGGAGAACAUGGACCUUUACAUGUUAAAUCCUUGCAGCAACAAAAUCUGGUUUGUGAUAGAGCUCUGUGAGCCUAUUCAAGUCAAGCAGCUGGACAUUGCUAACUUUGAGCUCUUUUCAUCAACACCUAAAGACUUUUUAGUCUCCAUCAGUGACAGAUAUCCUACCAACAAGUGGGUAAAGCUGGGUACUUUCCAUGCCCGUGAUGAGCGCAUUGUCCAGAGCUUCCCACUAGAUGAACAGCUGUAUGCUAAAUAUGUGAAGAUGUUCAUCAAGUACAUAAAGGUUGAACUCCUCUCCCACUUUGGAUCAGAACACUUCUGUCCCCUCAGUCUCAUCAGGGUGUUUGGUACCAGCAUGGUGGAGGAGUAUGAGGAGAUAGCAGAUUCCCAGUACCCUUCAGAGAGACUGGAGUACUUGGAUGAAGACUAUGACUAUCCACCCGGCUACCAACCAUCAGAAGACAAGGCCUCUAAAAACCUGCUUGGCUCAGCGACCAAUGCCAUCCUAAACAUGGUAAACAACAUUGCUGCUAAUGUGCUGGGUGGCAAACCAGAGCUGGAGGGUGGAACAGCAACAGGAGGUAAUACAACAGCAGAGGUGGUUGAAAAGAAGGGGAGCACAGAAGUUGCACCUAAACCAGCUGACCCACCUCUUGACUCUGCAGUACUGGAGCCUGUAGAGCCAGAACACCCUGAAACCCAGGAAGACUCUAGUGUCUCCAGUGAGCCUUCCACACCUUCCCCCUCACCACCUGACUCCCAUGACGACAGACAGAUUGUCACCCUGGUAGAAGAGGAGGAGGAGGAGGAAGAAGAGCCCAGACAGUCUACUGUCACCCUGAUGGAGGAGGAGGGAGAGGAAGAGAAGAGAGAGGAGGAGACGAGGAGGGAGGCAGACAGGAACCACUGGGAGAACCAGACUUACUGUCCCUUUUCCUCCUUCUCCUCCCUGUCUCUGUCCUGCAUGGCCACCCUGCCAGAGCUGCUCCAUCGCUGGUGCUCCGCCAGGCUGGCCAAGGAGAGACUCCGCAGCAUCAGGCGGAGGCAGCUUCACACACAGAGGCAAACUGAUACAAAUAUCCUUUCCCUCACACAUACACCUCCCUCAAUCCCCACCCCUGUUCCCACACCUCUCAAAGAAGCCCUCCCCCUCACAGAAAAAACUCCAGAGCCUGAGGUGCCUGUUAAGGCCCAAAAUGAGGGCAAAAUCCUGGGUGAGGCACACACUAUGCAUCCCAACACUCUCACCCCUGACACACACACUCCAGAGCUCAACAUCCUUCUAGAGCCUAGUAGAACCGCCACCAUACCCUCUCACAGUUUCUCAGACUUGCAUAGCUCCCUGACAUGGCCUACCCCCACCCACGAAGAGAAGCUUCCUCCCAUUAAGGAUGCAGCCUUGGACCCCGUCCCCACUCCCCCCCUACAAGCCGUCUCUAUCCCAGAGACGCAACAGGCCAGCAGUGCCACCCCUAUCCUUACUGACAGCUCUGGCCCACAGUCUGUAGCCUCUGAGACAGCCUCUCCUACUGUUGUGGUUCCCCCUGUCAAGGAGCAGCCCGUUCAGCCUCUUCCCACUGCAUCAAGGCCCGAUGACCAUAUCCCCCCUCCCACUGAGCUGCCAUCACCUCUCCCACUGACAGACACUCACACAGACACGGUAAAGUUAGAUGCAGACAGUGGGGACUCACAGAGACACAGUGUGCAGGCUUCUCAGAGUCACGGGGAGCAGGGGGACUCUCUCACUCACACUGGGGAGCCCCAUCGGGUGGAGGACACCGUGGACGAGGACCUGUUAAGCACCAACGGGAAUGGGAAUGUCCACCGGACAGCUACAGACUUUUAUGCAGAGCUGCAGAAUGGAGGUGAUUACAACGGCGGGGCAAUGAACGGUGUGUUAUUGAACGGGGGAGGGGUGCAUGGCUCCAGCCAGAAGGAGAGUGUGUUCAUGAGGCUAAACAACAGGAUCAAAGCCCUGGAGAUGAACAUGAGUCUGUCCAGCAGAUACCUGGAGGAGCUCAGCCAGAGAUACCGUAAACAGAUGGAAGAGAUGCAAAGAGCGUUCAAUAAGACCAUCAUCAAACUGCAGAACACCUCCCGCAGUGCUGAGGAGCAGGACCAGAGGCAGACAGAUUCCAUCCAGGUCCUACAGAGCCAGCUGGAGAACGUCACUAAACUGAUGCUCAAUCUCACCACCACAGUGAGCCAGCUGCAGAGAGAGGUAUCCGACCGUCAGAGCUACCUGGUGGUUUCUCUGGUUCUGUGUCUGUGUCUGGGUCUCCUGCUGUGUCUGCAGUGCUGCCGCAGCUCCUCUCCCAGCCCCAACACCAACGCUGCUGUCCUUCCCAAGAGCAACCACUACCCCAGCCCCAAGAGAUGCUUCUCCUCCUAUGAUGAUAUGAGCCUAAAGCGCAGGGUGACCUGUCCGCUUGUUCGCUCUAAGUCGUUCCACUUUUCCUCUACAGAAGUAGGUCCAGAUGACUUGUACAUUGUAGAACCUCUAAGGUUUUCUCCAGAGAAAAAGAAAAAACGCUGCAAGACAAAGUCGUUGGACAAGGUUGAGAUUCUGAAGGCAUCUGAUCCUGAUGCUCCACUCACAAAUGGGGGUAUUAAGUGCAACGGUUUCGAACCAUGCCUCCCUGAUCCGCCGCCACCACCCUCUCCUCCUCCGCCUCCUCUUCCUCCUCCUCCUCCUCCUCCUCCUCCUCCUCUCCCACUGCCUCUCCUUCCCUCUGCAGAGGAGGUGUCAUCACUGCCCACUUGCACCUCCAAGGAGUUCCCCUCGGAGACCAGCAGCUGCAGCUCAUCCACCCACUCUGAGGAGUCCUACACAAGCCGCCUCCCCCCUCCCUCUCCCAUCUUCGCCUCCACUGGUCUGUGCAACGGCCACGAGUCCUUGCCUUUCCCUCUCCAGCAGCCUCCCACCAUGUCCCGUCAGGAGAAGCGCUCGAUGAAGCGGCGAAAGUCGCGGCAGACGGAGCUGCAGUUCCCUACCAUGCCGAAAGGGAGCGUCGCUUCUCUGCCCAGCCUGCAGCAGCUUAUGAAGGGAAACAAGGAGAUCAGUGUCGGGACCAUCGGGGUGACAGCCGUCACCGGACAUGUCUGAAUACUCAUACUUUUACACAACUUUCUAUUCACACACACUAUAUGGUAGCAGACUUGUGUAGUAAGGAGAUGAGGUCUUACUGCAUCCCAAAGAACCAUAUUUCCCGUGAGCACCCAGGCGCACCGUGGAACUGAAGUGGCUAUGGCAGCAGUAGCUCCACAUCAUCCAGUCCUUAUCCACUCCUGUCAAAGACCUGUUUACGGUUAUGUGCCUUUAUAUCUGUUCUAGACCUUUUAAUGCUAAAAAAAAACGUGACAUUAAAUGAAUUGAUGAUUUGGAAAGAGAGAGACACCGUGGUGGGGAGUGAAACAUUACUACAAGUCAAAUCCAUUGAAGUGUGUUCAAGAUGUUUUCUUUUUUCUUUUUUGUACCGGAUAAGCACAUUGUUUCAUGACAGUUGAGAACCAGUGAGCUUUUAUCCCCACUCUGAGCACAGUGAGGAGAGGUCCUGGCCUCAACUCUACGUUCCUUCACCUCCGGGAACAUCACAAAGUAUUAGGCUGCUCUUUUGGAUGAAAUGUGUCGUUAUGAGAGAACUGCAGAGCAUGACAAACUACUCCUCUUAUCCUUAUUUCCUUCUGUCUUCUAUCACCAUCAUUUCAUCCAUUCUCUCUUUGUAUUGCCUCCUAACAUGACUGCAGGCAUUUGUAUGGGACCAGAGUGUAAAACUUACAUUGUACACCAGACUCUCCAUUUCUCUUCCUCUGUCUCUGUCAGUCUGUUCCAAACCAAUCACCAGAGCUGAAUGAAGAAUAUCAUUUUCGCAUGGGGUGAAAUAGUCCGAAUGUGUUUGUCCUUUCAGUUUAGUUUCCUAUUUAACCUAAUAUGACAAAUACAAUUGUAGCAGUUUGUAGAUCCUUUGAGUUCAGAAUGAAACUGUCCCCACUCACUUAGUUUGGGCUGAGCCUGAAAAGGUUGCUCACACACACUAAAGUAAGAGAAAUUGCACUGUUACAGUAGAUAUUGUGACUGCGAGGAAGGUAAAAUUGGUUUAAACAGGCUAGAGGCAAGCCAUGAGGUUUUUAUUGUCUUUUUCUGCUAUAUUUUUAUUGUUUUUUCAUCCAUAACUGAGCCAUGCUCCUCUCUUAAUGUUGCUGGUGUGGUUUGUUUGAAUUAUUCUCACAUCCAGUAUGGAGGCAAAAGUUUCCUGUUCAGGGUACAGUGUACUGUAGGAGCACAUUGGGUGGCAAAGCUGAAUGUUUACACUUCCGUCACACACGCAUAUCCUACUGGGACCCUGCAGCUGAGUCUGACAGGCCAGUUUUAUUUAUCUAUUUAUUUAUUUAAAUGACUACAGAUUUUUCUAAUUAAGGCACUGGCUUGCCAGUCUCCCAAUCCUGCAGUGUCACAGUAGUUUAUCCAUGUGAGUAUGUUACAUAGAAAUAUUACAGUGCAAUACACUACGUAUUUACACAUGACCAUGGUGGAUUGCUAAACAAUUUUUUUUUUUGAUAUAUUUUAGUUUAGGCUCUGACAAUAUAACGGAUCCUAAUUCUGUUUGCCUCAGCCUGAAAUAUCAGACAAGUACGAUAGCAGUCACAUGUCCUGCCGCAACAAGAUAAUCGAGUGUUGAUUUAGAAUAACUACAGGCUUCUUGGGAUCAUCACACUGCUGCUUUUGUAUAUGUUCAGAGCUGCUGGGUGGUUAAAAGUAGUGGAAAGGGCUAGACUGAGUGUUUAUUAUGGUCCUGUCUUCUGUCUGCUUGUUUCAGCAUCGUUGUUGGUUCGCUGACGAACCGAUUUUAACUCACCCCAUUGAAGAUUUCAUGACUCACCUACGUUAACAUCCAGUUUAAUGUUUAAUAAUCUAUAGGGAGUUCCAUAUGUGAAAGGGGGUAUCCAUUUGUUGCUUGUUUUUCGAUAAUAAAACGCAAAUGCAUUUUCUUUAUGUAGAGUAUGCGGUUUCUGACUGGCUCUGUGUGGUUGUACAUUUUGACAGAGACUGAGAAUAUUCUUCAAACUAUACUCUCCCAAAAGAGCAUCAUUACAUCUUCUGACCAGCUUCUACAGCUCCUGUUUGUCUUUACAUAUCUUUAUCCACCAAGGUCACCUUUGACCUCCUCACCUUACAUUGCACGACUUUCUGUGACUGAAGAAAAGUUUUAAUAUGCCUGCUUUUAUUAACCACUCUAAAAUGUUCCUAUUAGGAGCUUGAAAUGCUUUAUCAGUCUACAUGCUUGCUCUCCUGACUAGCUGAUCUUUCUGUGCAUCCUAACUCUCAUUGUACUCCAGUCUUUUAUUCACUUGUCAUUGCUCUUUGACUUUAUGUGUUCGCCCCACCUUGAAUGGUCAUUGUGGUUUGUGAGGAAAAGAAUUUGAAUUGUUGAAUAAAGGGAAUGCAGCAAAGAUGGGUAUGAUUUGGAACACUAUUAAUGUGAUUCUACAUGUUCCACAAGCCGAGCAAAUCAUGGUUUAUAACCCUUUUUGAAUGUGUAUGAUAUGUUAUGUUUGUGCGUGUGUGUGUGUGCGUGUGUGUAAACCUGUAUGCAUGAGAGAAUUGUUUUGUUUUUAAUCUCAUGUAUGUGUGUGUCUGUGUUAUGAGGAAGACUACUUUGAAUCUACUUAUCCCGUAACACAGCGAAUAGGGAAAAUGGCCCUUGGAGAGAAAUUCUAGGAGCUCAGUGUGCACUUUGUAUGACUCCUCAUGCCUUUUUGUUUUUCUACCUUAUAUGUCAAGUGCUAUAUUUUCUUUUUUCUCUCUCUCUCUCACUCCCACUGUUUCUCUCUGUGAUUACUCUGAAGAGCUGCACAGUACUUUUGAGCAGGAGUGAGUUACUACAAAACUGUAGUGCCAUUAGAAACUGUGAAUUUCUAAAUAAAACUUUUUUGUUGUCUUUCA
Dicentrarchus labrax (European seabass) is the source of this 7370-nucleotide messenger RNA. RefSeq names its product SUN domain containing ossification factor (gene suco). Gene Ontology annotation, cellular component: membrane; cytoplasm. Gene Ontology annotation, biological process: protein folding in endoplasmic reticulum; regulation of bone remodeling. Lineage: Eukaryota; Metazoa; Chordata; Actinopteri; Moronidae. The record is from RefSeq and is a predicted model, not a curated record.